Molecule: messenger RNA, 870 nt
Organism: Exophiala viscosa
Lineage: Eukaryota; Fungi; Ascomycota; Eurotiomycetes; Chaetothyriales; Herpotrichiellaceae
Exons: 2
Coding region: 1-870 (289 amino acids)
Biological process (GO): maturation of SSU-rRNA from tricistronic rRNA transcript (SSU-rRNA, 5.8S rRNA, LSU-rRNA)
Cellular component (GO): nucleolus
Source: RefSeq, a predicted model, not a curated record
AUGCUGGGGAAGAGAAAGAGAGAAGUCGCAGUGGUAGCCCGGCCACGCUAUGGCAACUCAGAAGACGAACGACCCUCCUCAUCGCGAGACGAUGUGGGCGCAGAUAUCUUUCGCAAAUACUUCGAGUCCGCUUUCGAACCGUUACCCGAGCAAGAUACAACUGCCACCCCUUCGCUACUCGAAGACGAAGAAGCGGACGAGGACGAGGACGAGGACUCAGAUGUGCCGGAGGAAGAUUUGGCAUGGGAGGGUCUUUCAGAUGCAGGAGAAGAGACUGCUUCAGUCGAAGUCAUUGAACACCGUGCGCUGGUCGAUGUUGGGGAUGGCGUUGAUAUUCUGCGGCCUCAAUACAAGACAUUCAUGAGCGCAAAGCCGCCCAAAGAGGUGCAACAAAGGGCGAUUAAGAAAUCCGGCACAGGAGAAGACGAGGACGAUUCAUCUGAGGCACUGAAUUUGAAACACGACCUGGACCUUCAACGGCUCUUGAAUGAAUCUCAUCUGCUGGAGCAGGCAAAAUCAGCAUCAACGCCCGGAUCACACCGGCAUAAGGCAUUGGACAUGCGCAUGCAAUCGCUCGGCUCGAAAGACUCCCUGUUUCAUCAAGAAAAGAUGCCGUUGUCGCACAGGAAGGGGAUCCUUGCGAAAGCAACCAGUCGGGAUGCCAUGCGAAGAAAGGAGGCGAAGGAGAAUGGCAUCGUCCUGGAGAAGCCAUCGGGAAAAGUCAGGUCUGCCACUCGCAGGGAACGCGGCGUCGAUGCCCCUGCCGUGGGGAAGUUCCGAGGUGGCACUUUGAAACUCAGCAAGAAAGAUGUCCUCGAUAUACAAGGUUCAGGUCGUUCUCGAGGUGGUGGCAAGAAAGGCCGACGGUAA